AAUUUAUUAAGCUCUACGCUUUCAAUGCAAUGUGCUAAAACCAGCUUCUGGAAUCUGCUCUCUCACAUUCUUGGCUUCCCUGUGAAUUGCUCUUGACAAGGAUUAUGUGUGUCUUGCAUUCGGGGUAGUGAUAAUUGGCAAUCACGCACCACCAGACUAGCGCUGGUAAAAAGCAAGUCGAUCUUUCGCACUCUUCAUCCUCUCUAACUGCCACCCCUCUUCGGAAAAUUAUUUUGAUCGUUAGGCUCAAAAUCAGGUAUUUUGCCUCAGUUGUAUCCUGUUUUGGCAGUGUAUAUCACUAGUGUAGCCGCCCCAAUGCCUAUAUUCCGCCAUCUGAGAUCGCGGCUCUCCUCGUCGUCAUCACCUGCAACUGAAACAAGUUCUGUGGAAACCCAUACCUAUUAUCCUACCGACGGGGAAUUUGUUACUGGCCCAACAACACGGAAGUCACACAUACCCAACCCCGCCCAACCGACAAAAGAACCUCAAGCACGGCCGGAGCCCGUAUCUAGCUCAUCGUCCCAAGAGCCGUCGUUCUAUUGGCAAAAUAUCGACCCCCCGGCGCCCUCUCACCGUUAUCAACGCCUUUCCUCUUACAAUAAUCGACUCUCGAGACGGUCGUCCAAGUGGAGGCCUAUGAUGCUCCCCAACAGCAAUACAGCCGCUAUGGAUAGCGCUCUUCCAGGCUAUAACUCCGUGAGCGGCUCCGUCGUAGUGGACUGUAACGGGCUUCCCUACUUUCUGUCUCCUCAGGAGGAGCAGGAAAGGAAUUCAAAGCUGCAGCGUGCCGUUCAAGAAAGAAUGAUGGGGCUUAGGCGAGAGACAGAAUUUGCUUGGUCGCAGCCAUGCCACGGUGCUACACUACCACGAUAUUCUCCACCAAAAAAUACACACUUACGCUCAUAUACCAAAUGAGGUGCCCAGACAGAAUUCGAAACGCGGUACGUGCGUGAUCAAAGUGAGACAUCGAUGAUUCUGCAACUGUAUACGUCUUACUUAGUUUGAAGGAGUAUCAGCAGCUACCUUAUGAGUAUACUCUUGACACCACAGACAAAUGUGUGAGUCAGGUGUACCAAGUGGGAGGAGCCCGGGAUGGCCUCAGGAUAAAUUUAUGAUUUAUGACAGUGACGAUGGAAAUGCCAGCGGAUUAGGAAUGAUUUGAUAUUAAGCACAACGUUUACUUUGGGUUGAUAUGGCCAUGAGAAUGCCUACCAUUUUGUAUUUAUGUUUCUAUACAAAGCGGGCUUUAGAUCGACCGUAGAAUUUCU
Aspergillus pseudotamarii is the source of this 1268-nucleotide messenger RNA. RefSeq lists its product as uncharacterized. NCBI's taxonomy places the organism in Eukaryota, Fungi, Ascomycota, Eurotiomycetes, Eurotiales, Aspergillaceae. The transcript has a single exon. The record is from RefSeq and is a predicted model, not a curated record. Bases 316 to 915 code for a protein of 199 amino acids.